GGAGCUCCAGAGCACAGCUCCUCUUCUAGCCAGCCGAGGGAAGCUCUCUGCUCCGUCAGCCUGAUGAUGAAAGCCAAAGACAGAUGAAUCCCACCCUGCCCGUUUUUGUGCGCCCUACCAACCCGCCGUUUUCUGCCUGCCGUACCCCGCCACGCCGCCAGACCCAGCCGUGCGCCGCCGGACCCGGUUCCCUAUUGGAUUCUGCAUGGACAAGUGGACUUGAAUGGCGGUGUGGGAUGUAGGUGGUUGUCAGGGCCACAGCGCCGUGACGCGGCGCCGGAUGACGUCAGGGGCCUGGGGCAUGUGAACGCGGCCGAGUUCCCGGAUCUCUAAUGGACGGACGUUUGGCGCCGUGGAGCAGACACCCCUGAGGAAGUCUGUAUAGACGAAACGCGUUGGGUGAAGGACUUAGACAUAGUGGGUGGACAAGCUGUUUUUAGGAGCUCCCCCCGGCUGGGGUAGGCAGCAAGUCCAAUUAAGAUCUUAUCCCAUGAAUGUCAAGACAAAUACACCCCUGAGGAAGUCUGUAUAGACGAAACACGUUGGGUGAAGGUCUUAGACAUAGUGGGUGGACAAGCUGUUUUUAGGAGCUCCCCCCGGCUGGGGUAGGCAGCAAGUCCAAUUAAGAUCUUAUCCCAUGAAUAUCAAGACAAAUGUAGUUAUUUUUCUGAUGGUAUCACUUGUAACUGAAACAAAAGAGAUGUAUCCUCUACGUGAUAAGAAAACUGACCCUUUUUAUAAACCGCCCACAUCUGUACAAAAGACAAGUGCUGAAAUAAUUAAUGAAGCAAGACAUUCUCUCCGAACUUUGACAACCAAAAGGCCUUUUACACCAAGAGAGGAUCAAAGAAAGUUAUUUGGACCCUUAUCUUCCAGGACAUCAGACAACAGGCCACCUUCCUCAUUUAGCUUGCAUUCCUAUAGCUUUGACUCUCCUGACUCGAGACCUGUCUCUGGGACACGCCUGAGCCCCUUGCCUCAUAAGCCAAAGCUCCCUGUAUCCUCCGCUACAGAUGAUGAUAUUGUACCAACAAUCCCUCAACCACCAUCAAAUACAGUGCAAGCUAGGAGGCUCAAUGUAACUCAUCCACGCUUGCUCAAAGCUACGUCUCAUGGAAACCUGUGGAAUGAUUCUCCAUUUUACCCUGGAGAGGGAAAAGACAAUACCAGAGAUGCUAUCUGCACCACAAUGACCACCUGUGAAGGUGAAAUAAGUUCCUUGUCACUUUGUAGCCACGUGCCACAGCCGGAACACAAUGUCUGCCUUAGCCCAGAUGAACAGGGCCGAGCUUCAGAGAAACCAAGCCCUCCUAAUAGCAAAAGAAGAAGCCGGGAUGGUGGUGGAAACGGAAUCAAGCCUUCAUGUUCAAAUAAAACCAAGAAGACCUUACAGACAGAUAAGACAGAAGCUGAACCAACAGCAAAUGAAACCGAGACAGAGUGGGAGACAAAUUACUGGAAUGAGAAAAUUUUCCCAAUUCUGCAAGGCCUCGAGGCAGCAGAGACGAAUCUGGAAGACCUCUGCAGCCUAUGUGCCAAGCUGCACAGGACCUUGGAUGAUGGCAAUAUAUUAGGCAGGAGAUGCAAAAGACGAUCCCAAAUAUUGAAGACUCUGUACAAGUUGGUCGACAUUGGUUCAGAUAGGCUCGGUCUUAGCCUGGCAAAUGUAAUUCUAGCGCUGAAAGUGAGUGGUAAAAAUCUCCUAAAUAUCUGCAAGCUUGUAUUCAAAAUAAGCAGAAGUGAAAACAAUGAUCGUCUUUUCCAAAACUAUAACAUGAUGGGUGUUUUGCUAGAUGUCCUGCAAAAUGAAGAUGCUCAAACUAACAGUGAGGCUUUCUUAUAUUGUUUGGGUACUAUCAAAUUCCUGUCUGGAAAUAAACUUCUGCUCAACGAGUUGCUCAGAAAGCAAGCAGUGGAAAUACUGGUGGGGCUAAUGAGCCAGAUCAUCCAAUUCUACCCUACUCCAGAAAUUGCGUCUUCUGAUAUGAGCCAUCUGCUAGUACAGCUCACUGCAACACUGAGGAACCUUGCUGAUCUUACCCAGUCUCGACCCAAAUUUCUUGAAAGUAAUGCUAUAAUGGAGUUGUGUGUUCUCUUGGAGAAUUACAUAGAUGAUAAGGAUGUAUGCACCAAUGUUUCACGGAUACUCAGCAAACUUUCUCUCUACCAUGACUGUUGCAUGGCUCUGGCAGAUUAUUCCAUCUGUUACUCUGUAUUCUUGUCUAUAUUGAACAAACAUCCCAAGAAACAGGACCUUGUUGUGCGCAUAGUGUUUACACUUGGGAAUAUUAUGGCUAAGGCUGAUACAGCACGUGAGCAAUUUUAUAACCUGAAAGGAAGCAUGAAAACUCUUCUGCAUUUACUACGCAUUUACUGUGACCUUGAUAUAAAUGCACAAAGGUCUCAGUCUGUUGAGAAGGAGGAAACGAAGGAGCAAAAAAUGCCUUCUGAAGUGGAAGACGUAUUAAUUAAAUUAGUAAGACUCCUGGCUAACCUAUCCGUCCAUCCGACAGUUGGAAGAGCUAUGGCUGCUAACCAAUAUUGUGUGUCACAUUUAAUGCAGAUUCUGGAAUGCAAGCUGACUGAUAAAUGUGAAGAACUGGUGAUCAGUACUGUGGCAACGAUCAGCAAUUUAUCUUACUAUCAAAGUGACAGCUCUGUUAUUGCAGACAGAAGACUAGAGAUUUCUAAAUUGCUAUUAAAAUUAAUGCUGUCUAACAACAUGGAGAGAAUUCUGGAGGCAACCAGAGUAUUUGGCAAUCUGUCUCAUUACCAGGAUGUGCGGGAUUUCAUCUUUGAGGAGAGUGUGUAUAAAUUCCUAGUUCCAUUACUGGAUGCAAGGCACCAGGAUGUCUGCUUCUCUGCCUGUGGGGUGCUGAUUAAUCUGGCUACAGACAGCAAUAAGAGAACAUUACUGAAAGAAGAAGGUGCAUUUAAAAAGCUGGUUGAGUGUUUACAGGACUUUGGCUGCUGGGACUGGCAGCUGGCUGGCUUGGUCUGUAAAGCUUUGUGGAAUCUCAUGGAGAAUAUUACAGACACAGGACUGUAUCUUGGAGUGGAAGAUAUCAAUGCACUUUUGGACCUUUUGUCCUCUCUUCUUGAUGAGCAAAUUGUACUGGAUUGCAAGUGGGAUGUUGAUUUAAUGGUGUACCAGAGAGAAUGCUGGGAAGUGGAGUUUAAACCUGUGGCUUUACGACUCCUAGACAAAAUCAGCAGCCAUUAUUCAUACUUGGAACCCUUGCCUGGGCCAGUGUAGUCUCAUUGGACGUUUCCAUCUGUAUGCACACUGAAUCAACUAUGCUGAUGCCCAUAUGCCUUCAUACUAAAAUAUACUGUUAUGUAAGUGUAUAGUAAUUUAUUAAGUACAGAUCAAUGAGCUGCAGUGUAAAUUACAUGUAUGUACAGUUCAAUGUGAUCAUUCUUUGUGUUUCCUUUUUUUCAAGUGUUUCUAAAAUCAAAAUUCUAUUGAAAAAUGUAACUAUGUUCCAGCAGCGUUACAACCAAACCCACCAACAUUCCAGAGUUGGAAAAUCAUCCAACAUCCUCAGUUCACCAAACCAUACUUGAGGAAAUUAAACCUCACCCAUUUCAAAUGAGACCAAAGCAGUUUUCUAUGGGCUAUUCAGCGUGAAUGUUGAAAAACUGGAUGGGUAUGCCUAUACAUGUAGCACUUUAUUUUCUGCAGUCAGCAGCACGUCAGUCUUCUGAGUAGUGCAAAAAAGGAAUUGUAGAUUACAGUACCUGUCAUGACAAAUAGUAAAAAUUCACCAGUGAAUCUAUAUACUGUAAAUCCAGUUCACUAGUACCGCAAACAGUGUCAUUCUUGGCUCUUGUUCCUAGUUAAUAGGCUAAAUAUGGUUGAGCCCUUGGGUGUAACAAUCAGGGUGACGUGGAUAGCAACUGCUACAGAGCCCAGCAGCAUUUACAUGUGCUGUCCUGAACCAUGUUCCCGUCUGCCAUCUCGUGGUAGUAACACAUCCCUCCUCACCUCUGUAAUAACACAUUCUACCACCCCCUCCCCCCUCUGUAAUAUCACAUCCUCUGCUCUCCCAAUACCCUUCACACCCAGUAGCAGCACUUCCACUGCUCACCCCCAUUUCUUGUAUCAGCCCAUCCUCUGCUCUACCCCUCUACCUCUAGCAGAACCUCCCCCCCCCCCCCCGUAGUAUCACAUCUUUCACUCCUCCCCCCUUUAUACCAGCACUUCCUCUUCCGCUCUCUCCCUCCCCCUGUAGUAGCACAUCAUCCCUCCUCAUACCAGCACAUCCUCCUUCACUCCUCCCCCACCCUGUAGCAGCACAUACUCCGCUCUCAACCCUAUAGCAGCACAUACUCAGAUCGUUCCCCACCCCCUAUAGCAGCACCUCCGCUCUCAUCUCUGUAGCUGCAUAUUUUCUUCUCUGUAACACCCACCCCAUCAUCUCUGUAAUAACACAAACUCUACUCCUUGCCUGUAGCAGCAUGCUCUCCUCUCCCCCUCUGCAGUAUCACAUCCUCUGCUCUCCACCCUGUAGCUACACAUACUCUGCUGUCCCUCCUGUAGCUGAACAUUCACUCCCCUCUCUCCCUCCCUCUGUAAUAUCACAUUCUUUGCUCUCCUAAACCACUCCCUACCUCUUAGCAGAACAUUCUCCACUCUUUUCCUCAGUAGCAACAUAUCCUCCACUCACCCCACCUAGCCUUCCCCCUGUAGAAGCAUAUCUUUUGCUCUUCCCCCCCUGUAGAAGCAUAUCUUUUGCUCUCCCCCCCCCCCCUGUAGAAGCAUAUCCUCUGCUCUUCUCCCUGUAGAAGCAUAUCCUCUGCUCUUCUCCCUGUAGAAGCAUAUCUUUUGCUCCCCCCCCCCUGUAGAAGCAUAUCCUCUGCUCUUCUCCCUGUAAAAGCAUAUCCUCUGCUCUUCCCCCUGAAGAAUCAUAUCCUCUGCUCUUCUCCCUGUAGAAUCAUAUCCUCUGCUCUUCUCCCUGUAGAAGCAUAUCCUCUGCUCUUCUCCCUGUAGAAGCAUAUCCUCUGCUCUUCUCCCUGUAGAAGCAUAUCUUUUGCUCUUCCCCCCCUGUAGAAGCAUAUCCUCUGCUCUUCUCCCUGUAGAAGCAUAUCUUUUGCUCUUCCCCCCCUGUAGAAGCAUAUAUUUUGCUCAUCCCCCCCUGUAGAAGCUUAUCUUUUGCUCUUUCCCCCUGUAGAAGCUUUUCUUUUGCUCUUCCCCCCCUUAGAAGCAUAUCCUCUGCUCUUCCCCCCUGUAGAAGCAUAUCCUCUGCUCUUCCCCCCUGUAGAAGCAUAUCCUCUGCUCUUCCCCCUGUAGAAGCAUAUCCUCUGCUCUUCCCCCUGUAGAAGCAUAUCCUCUGCUCUUCCCCCUGUAGAAGCAUAUCCUCUGCUCUUCCCCCUGUAGAAGCAUAUCCUCUGCUCUUCCCCCUGUAGAAGCAUAUCCUCUGCUCUUCUCCCUGUAGAAGCAUAUCUUUUGCUCUUCCCCCCCUGUAGAAGCAUAUCUUUUGCUCUUCCCCCCCGUAGAAGCAUGUCCUCUGCUCUUCCCCCUGUAGAAGCAUAUCCUCUGCUCUUCCCUCUGUGGAAGCAUAUCCUCUGCUCUUCCCCCUGUAGAAGCAUAUCCUCUGCUCUUCCCCCUGUAGAAGCAUAUCCUCUGCUCUUCCCCCUGUAGAAGCAUAUCCUCUGCUCUUCUCCCUGUAGAAGCAUAUCUUUUGCUCUUCCCCCCCUGUAGAAGCAUAUCUUUUGCUCUUCCCCCCCGUAGAAGCAUAUCCUCUGCUCUUCCCUCUGUGGAAGCAUAUCCUCUGCUCUUCCCUCUGUGGAAGCAUAUCCUCUGCUCUUCCCCCUGUAGAAGCAUAUCCUCUGCUCUUCUCCCUGUAGAAGCAUAUCCUCUGCUCUUCCCCCUGUAGAAGCAUAUCCUCUGCUCUUCUCCCUGUAGAAGCAUAUCCUCUGCUCUUCCCCCUGUAGAAGCAUAUCCUCUGCUCUUCUCCCUGUAGAAGCAUAUCCUCUGCUCUUCCCCCUGUAGAAGCAUAUCCUCUGCUCUUCUCCCUGUAGAAGCAUAUCCUCUGCUCUUCUCCCUGUAGAAGCAUAUCCUCUGCUCUUCUCCCUGUAGAAGCAUAUCCUCUGCUCUUCCCCCUGUAGAAUCAUAUCCUCUGCUCUUCCCCCUGUAGCAGCACAUCUUCCACUCUCUCCUACCCCACACCUGUAGCAGCACGUCCUCCCAGAAGCACAUCCUCCAUUCCCCCUCAUUGUAGCAGCACAUCCUCCAUACUCGCACCACCCCUCCUGUAGCAGCACAUCUUCCACACCCCCACCUGUAGCAGCACUUCCUUCGCUCUCAACCCUUUAGCAGCACAUCCUCCAUUCGCGCCCCCCCCCCCCCAAUACCAGUACAUCCUCCACUCUCGUCCCUGUAGCUGUAUAUUCUCUCCUUUUUUCUGUAACACCUGCUCUGUCAUCUCUGUAAUAACAGAAACUCCCCUCCCCACCUGUAGCAGCAUUUUCACCCCUUUCCCUCUGUAAUAUCUCAUCCUCCGCUCUCCUCUCUGUUGCAGUACAUUCUCCCUUCACCAUAACUGCACAUUCUCCACCCUGUAUCAACUUAUUGUCCCCUUUCAUCCCUGUAAUAACACUCUCCCACAUCCUUAAUAACUAUUCUACCCCAGCUGAAAAUUGGCACCUAUCCAGGUCCCAGCGGUGUGGGCAUACUCACUACACCUUUUUCCUUUUUUUACUGCGAGUUGCAUUAGGACAGUAGAUGUUCAGGGCACCUUAAGUGGUGCCCAGAUUCCGAGUUAACGGUAGAGUUGCAGACGUUAUGUAAUGGUGUUGCAUUGUGCUGGUCAGAUACAGCGUCAGCAUUGUAGGACUGGAUGGGACUGCAGAAUGGCGGCAGACAGGUCUGAAAGAGCAUGAGAAGAUGGCAAGUAUGAGGUCAGUUAACUUGUGGGGAUAGACAUUGCAAGUGCAGUACAAAAUAUAGAGACUGAGGAGGGGGAGAGUGGCAAUAAAAACAUACAGAUGAGUCACAAGAGCACAGGACAUACAGAUGGAGGUGUGGGGGCACAAUACAGAAAUAGAGAAAUUGGGGCUUCAAAAUACAGGACAUACAAAUGAGGGAAGGGUAAGGGCACAAUAUGGGGGCAUGCAGUUUCUUGGGGAGACGUGGUUAUAGCACACAAUACAGAGCAAACAGAUGAGAGCACAAUACAUAUUUGGGGGGGCACAAAACAAGACAGUCAGGUGGGGAAGCAUGUGAAGGGUCUGAUGAACCUAAUAGGAGGCACGUGGGAAAUAACUGGGGAGACUAUUUUUCCACAUUUGCUCCUCAUGUAAAAAGUUGGCUAAGCUCUGAAGUUAUACAGGGAGAUUCUGAUUUACAAUGAAGCUUAUCGUUUCAGAUUUGCUGCCAGACUAGCCUUACUGAUCUGAAGCACCAGCCAAGUAGCCACACUGAAAUCCAGCAUUCAGCACAGUGAGAACCGACAAAAUGUGUGUCAGGUAUACUGUAGGGUGACCCACAACAGAAAUAAUGCAGUUUUUCUGUCACAAUAUCCUCUUUCUGCUUCAUAGGGGCCACUGAAAAUGGCCUUGUGGCCCUAUGUUACAUAGAACAUAGAAUUUUAUUAUUAUUAUUAUUACCAGUUAUUUAUAUAGCGCACACAUAUUCCGCAGCGCUUUACAGAGAGAAUAUUUAGCCAUUCACAUCGGUCCCUGCCCCAGUGGAUCUUAGUCUAUAUUCCCUACCACAUGUACACGCACACACAUUCAUACUGGGGUUAAUUUUGUUGGGAUCCAAUUGACCUACCAGUAUAUUUUUGGAUUGUGGGAGGAAACCGGAGUAACUGGAGGAAACCCACGCAAGUACGGGGAGAAUAUACAAACUCCGCACAGGUAGGGCCAUGGUGGGAAUUGAACCCAUGACCUCAGUGCUGUGAAGCAGUAAUGCUAACCAUUACACAAUCUGUACUGCCGUAUUUUAUGGCAUAUAAAUAGUAAAUACCACAUGGCCCAUCUAGUCUGCCCUAAAUAUAUGAAGAGUACUUGCACACACUUACACACUAGGGUUAAUUUUCUUUUUUUAUUAAGAGACCAUUAACCUAGCAUAAAAUUUUUUGGAUUGUGGGAGGAAAACCGCACAUACUUCACACAGUUAGGGCCAUGGUGGGAAUCAAACUCAUGACCUCAGUGCUGUGAGGCAGUAUUGCUAACUAUUACACCAGGCAUUCCCAACCACGGUACUCAAGGCACACCAACAGUGCAGGUUUUAGUGAUAUCCAGGCUGCAGCACAGAUGGUUAAAUCAAAAUAACUGAGAUACUAAUUAAAUCACCUGUGCUGAAGCCUGGAUAUCACUACAACCUGCACUGUUAGUGUGCCUCGAGAACCGUGGUUGGGAAUGCUUGUAUUACACCAUCCAUACUGCCCAGGUCAUAUAAAUCUCCAUUCAAGUACCCGCUGUGAAUGUUAGUGCCGGAUAAUGUUAUCAGUCAUUUUAUGCUAGUAGAGACUAUGGCUGACCUAAAGGGGCCAGGCAUUCGGAGCAGCCCUUUUGUAGCAAGCUUAAUGAAGGAUACUGUAGUACUUCAAAGGGUCUCCGGAAAGGAAAUCUACUGUAUGCAGGAAACAAUCUUCUGUUGAAUCUGAAUUGCUAUUAGUGCUGUAACUUUUUUAUAGCUUAUCUUAUGUCAUAGUUUUAGCAUAACCUAUCAGGUGUAUUUUUGGAUGUAAAGAAAAUCAUAGUGCAACUCCUUGCUCAGUGAAGAGCUACUCCCAGAUUUGUACAUUUAUUCCACAAGAUUAGCUCUUUAGGGGGGCUAUAAAAGAUGAUUAAAAAUGUUGUGCUCCAUUGUAUUAGUACCAAAUCAGCAGUGAACCCCCAUUAGUUCGUUCUUUUACCACUUGCGUAAGAUCAAAUGGGAACAGGUGGGAAGUUUUUUUCCCAAAAACCUCCAUAUAAAUUGUUUCUGUAUUCAUACAAGCAGUUCUAAGGGAAAGUACUGUAUGACAGAUUGGCAGUGCAAGGCCAGAACAAGAUGUCCUUGCUGUAGAAACUUGCUCAGUGGUGCGAAAUACUUUUAUUGCCGCCCACAACACAGAACAAACACUCAUUUAGGAUGAUAACUGUAUGAUUUGUAACUUCGUCAGCACCACAAGCGUCACCAUGUUGGCCGCAGCUGGGUCUCUCCCAAAUAUUUCUCAUGUUUUAUGAUCUCAUUUGCAGCAUGGUUGAAUAUUGAGGUUUUAUAAAUCAUUAACCCAAUGUUAAUAACACCAACUAAUAAACAUACAUUUACUUUG
Molecule: messenger RNA, 9269 nt
Organism: Pseudophryne corroboree (corroboree frog)
Lineage: Eukaryota; Metazoa; Chordata; Amphibia; Anura; Myobatrachidae
Gene: ARMC2
Product: armadillo repeat containing 2
Exons: 23
Coding region: 638-3256 (872 amino acids)
Biological process (GO): cilium organization; sperm axoneme assembly
Molecular function (GO): protein binding
Source: RefSeq, a predicted model, not a curated record